GUGUGCUGAGGCGUUUGUUGUGCAAGCCGACAGCAGAGUUUAUAUGGUAAAGAAAAAGUCGUUGUUGGCAGUGAAGUAGGGUCAGCCAAAGUUAUUAUAUUUUGUUAAGGCAUCUGUUUUUGGGUAGUUCAGAUGCCUACGGCAAUGUAUCGCGAUUUUCAUAGAAGGCACUCCAGUGGUGAAGCCGAGUAUAGGCGAGACUAUGGGCGCAGUGGACGUCCCCUACGGCGAAAGGAUUACCGCAGUCGUAGCAGAUCCAGAAGAAGGGAGAAAAGGGAGAGGUAUUUUCGAGGUUCAUCUGGGACCAGAACAAGGCGAAGAUCUGAUGAUCGAAAACUGCGUUUGAAGCAAUUUCAUGAUGCUUGUGCGAGAAAAGAGGAGACACACAGGAACGGACAUCACAGUUAUGAUGAAAGGGGACAUUCACAUAGCCACCAUGAUAGUCACUACUCAAGCAGAAACUCCAGUGUAAGAGAUGAUGAAGAUGGACACCUUAUCUAUCACCAUGGAGACUGGCUCGUGAAUAGAUAUGAAAUUCAAGGAACCCUUGGGGAAGGAACCUUUGGUAAAUGUCUCAAAUGUUAUGACAGGAAGCGUGAAAGGGUCAUUGCAUUGAAAAUAAUAAAAAAUGUAGACAAGUACAGGGAAGCUGCAAAACUUGAGAUAAAAGUAUUAGAGAAGAUUGCACAAAAAGAUCCAAAUGAUGAGAGUCUUUGUAUAAAGUUGCAAACAUGGUUCGAGUAUCAUGGCCACAUUUGUCUUGGGUUUGAAAGGCUUGGAAAAAGUGUAUUUGAUUUCAUGAAGGAAAACAAUUAUCAAAAGUACCCAAUGCAUCAAGUUAUGCAUAUUUCACAUCAACUUAUUUCAGCUGUUAAAUUUUUACACAGUAUAAAAUUAACACACACUGAUCUAAAGCCAGAAAAUAUGCUGUUUGUUGACUCUGGUUAUGAUGUUUAUUGGAACAAAAACAUGCAACAAGAAUUGAAAAUCCUUAGGAACAGCGAAAUAAAACUAAUAGAUUUUGGUUCUGCUACGUUUGACUGGGAACACCAUAGCACAAUUGUUUCCACCAGGCAUUACCGUGCACCUGAAGUUGUCCUAGAGCUAGGCUGGUCAUUUCCAUGUGACAUUUGGAGCAUUGGUUGCAUAAUGUUCGAGUUGUACACCGGCAAUACCCUUUUUCAGACACAUGACAACCGGGAACAUUUAGCAAUGAUGGAAGCAACUUUUGGACCGAUCCCAUCCGAGAUGACUCGUAAAACUAAGAAAACCAAAUACUUUCGAAAGGGAAGGUUAGAAUGGGAUCAAACGAGUCCUGAUGGCAUUUAUGUGAAAGACAAUUGCAAGCAUCUGCGGGAACAUGCGUCUUCAAAGAUCGAGACAGACCGCAGGUUCAUAGAUUUGCUAGAGAAACUCUUGAGCUACGACCCAAAUGACAGAUUGACAGCAAGGGAUGCGAUGAAACAUUCCUAUUUCGAUGAAUUGCGUCACAGGGCUCAGGCAACAACGCAUUUUAGGGGGUCACAUUCAUCGGAGCGGUACCGUGAAGACUGAUGGUUUUACUGUCUUCUUGAUCAGUGCAAAUAAUUUGGCAAGUAAGCGAGCAACCUCAACUCGUCCCCACAAGAGAACUGUUGAGAAAAUAGAGACAUGCAUAGCUUCAAGAGCCAUUUUUUAUAGCAAAAGUCGAAAUAAAAAACUAUUAAUCUGUUUUAGUCGAAGACAAACCCUAAAAUAUUACGUCAUAUAAUAGACAAUGUAAAUAAUAGAAUAUGUAAACUUAUCAGAAUUUUUUCCGUGCUACUGUUUACAUCAUAACAUUUACAAAAAUUAAACAUA
Messenger RNA from Rhopilema esculentum, 1839 nucleotides. RefSeq names its product dual specificity protein kinase CLK2. The record is from RefSeq and is a predicted model, not a curated record. Gene Ontology annotation, molecular function: ATP binding; protein serine/threonine kinase activity. Gene Ontology annotation, biological process: protein phosphorylation; regulation of RNA splicing. Gene Ontology annotation, cellular component: nucleus. NCBI's taxonomy places the organism in Eukaryota, Metazoa, Cnidaria, Scyphozoa, Rhizostomeae, Rhizostomatidae.